AUAUGAACACCCGAAGUCAGUUGGUGGCCACAAGCCAACGUUUGCACAAGGAAUUGGAGCCAGAUAAGUCGUACCCCCUCCCACCGUUGAGCCAUAUCACAACUCAGCCAGAAUGGACAACUGGACAAAAUGUUGUUGCCACAAUUUACGUGCACAACAUUGGUGUGAAUGGUAGAGUAGGAAGACUCUUCUCACCGGUCGAUAUUAGCAUUUACCUAUUCAAAGCUACUUUGGCUGAAUUCAUCCAUGUACUCAAGGGAUUCUAUUCUGAUGAUUAUCCAGCGGUGUUCAUUGGAAAAGAAGGCAGCAUCUACUAUCCAUGUGACUCAUUCAUUCCACAUCUAAAUAACUGCCAUUUGAUGCAUUUGACAGCCGAGAAACAGCACAUUUUUGCUAGGGUGUAUCAGAAUGAUGACGCAGGCUGUAACAAGGCCCGAGAGGCUUUGUACCAAUAUCUCGACCUUAUUCAACCAUGGGACUUUCGUGAGAUAAGAGGAGAUGAAAAUGUGAAUCGCUUCAAUGGAGCAAAUGGUAUCGAAGGAGCUAAUGUGGAAGAAGUCAUUGACGAUGCAAACGAUCACGCCGCUGAUCCGCCAAAUCAAUAAGGAAGGAUUGGUGCUUACAAUCAAAAAAAGUUUUGACGUCGACUUUCCUACAAUAAAAUGUUUCCCCCGUUUUAUGGUUACCUUUAUUUUUCUCUAUAUUUUGCCCCUGUGAUGUGUAUCUCCACGUGACUUCUCAUGAUUUUUCAACCCUUUUUGUGUGCAUUUUCAUCUUCGCUCACCUUUUUAACUCCAAGUGCUCACUUAUGUUUUAUUAUAUGAACGGGUUAACUU
Caenorhabditis elegans is the source of this 836-nucleotide messenger RNA. RefSeq lists its product as uncharacterized. The transcript has 3 exons. The record is from RefSeq and is marked reviewed. The coding region runs from base 3 to 605 and encodes 200 amino acids. Lineage: Eukaryota; Metazoa; Nematoda; Chromadorea; Rhabditida; Rhabditidae.